This is a messenger RNA of Cuscuta europaea, 691 nucleotides long. Lineage: Eukaryota; Viridiplantae; Streptophyta; Magnoliopsida; Solanales; Convolvulaceae. The record is from the annotation of a GenBank genome assembly.
CCGAGGGGGACGGACGCCGGUGUCCCAAAACCCGCCGGUGACUUCUUCAAAAAACCGGAGGGGCCGUCGGCGGGCCCAAGCGCUGAUGCUGCUGCUGCCGCCAAAAGGAAGGGCUCGGGCAGAGAUCCCGAGGGCAAGAAGCCCAAGACCGGGGAUGCCGGGAAGAAAUCCCCCCCGGUGAUCAUUGUUGAUGAAGGCCCUGCCCCCGGGCCAGAUGAGGACAUGCAGGUGGCGAAGGUGCCGUCGGGAGUUCAGGGGCCAUCUUCCGAGGUCCUCAUGGUUUCUCUCCCGGCUGGUACGGCCGUGAUGAAUGGUACCGCCGACCCGAGGGCGCUUCUGCGAGGCAUCACCCUCGAGAUUGACAGGGUUGCCCUCGGGGCUGAUGAAGACGAAGCCCUCGAGGACAGGAUCCUCCGGUCCUCCCUUACAACCUGCAUUGCCCUCGGGGAGCAAGCCCGGCGGCUAGAGGAGUGGCGCCUUCGCAAGGCCGAGCAGGAGGCCAAGAUGCGGGAGCUCAUCCGCCAGAAUGCAGACGCUGUGCGGCAGAUGGCCAUGCUGGAGGAGAGCCUUCGGCAGAUGACCCUGCGAGCGGAGGCCGCGGAUCGGGGUAGGGCAGAAGCCGAGAGGUCCGCAGCUGAGGCCUUGGAGAAGGCUGCCAAGGAAGCCGAGGCCGCGAAGGUCGAAGCCGUCG